Neomonachus schauinslandi (Hawaiian monk seal) is the source of this 3217-nucleotide messenger RNA. It is a transcript of the gene SLITRK3, whose product is annotated as SLIT and NTRK like family member 3. Gene Ontology annotation, biological process: axonogenesis; positive regulation of synapse assembly; regulation of presynapse assembly. Gene Ontology annotation, cellular component: GABA-ergic synapse; postsynaptic density membrane. Gene Ontology annotation, molecular function: protein binding. The coding region runs from base 239 to 3181 and encodes 980 amino acids. Lineage: Eukaryota; Metazoa; Chordata; Mammalia; Carnivora; Phocidae. The transcript has 2 exons. The record is from RefSeq and is a predicted model, not a curated record.
GGUAUGCAGCGACCAUUUCCCUUCAAGUCUCAAAGGUGGAAACACUUAAAAGGAUUACAAGCGUGAUUUGGUGGCCUUACUGAAAGUUGGUGGCCUGAGGAAGAGAAACUGCAAGGCUACGGCACGAUGGAUACAAUUCAGCCUCCCAGAGAGUUUGCACCUCCCGCUGGGCAGCCCCUCGGAGCAAAUCUCGGAGAUCUAGAGCGCUCUGCAUGGAUAGUUUUGUAAUCAACUACGAAUGAUGAAACCUUCCAUAGCUGAGAUGCUUCACAGAGGAAGGAUGUUGUGGAUAAUUCUUCUAAGCACAAUUGCUCUAGGAUGGACUACCCCAAUUCCCCUGAUAGAGGACUCAGAGGAAAUAGAUGAGCCCUGUUUUGAUCCAUGCUACUGUGAAGUUAAAGAAAGCCUCUUUCAUAUACAUUGUGACAGUAAAGGAUUUACAAAUAUUAGUCAGAUUACUGAGUUCUGGUCAAGACCUUUUAAACUGUAUCUGCAAAGGAAUUCAAUGAGGAAAUUGUACACCAACAGUUUUCUUCAUUUGAACAACGCUGUGUCCAUUAACCUUGGGAACAAUGCAUUGCAGGACAUUCAAUCAGGAGCUUUCAAUGGUCUUAAGAUUUUAAAGAGGUUAUAUCUACAUGAAAACAAACUAGAUAUCUUCAGAAAUGACACCUUCCUUGGCUUGGAGAGUCUGGAAUACCUGCAGGCAGAUUACAAUGUCAUUAAACGUAUUGAGAGUGGGACAUUUCGGAACCUAAGUAAAUUGAGGGUUCUGAUUUUAAAUGAUAAUCUCAUCCCCAUGCUUCCAACCAAUUUAUUUAAGGCUGUCUCCUUAACCCAUCUGGACCUACGUGGAAACAGGUUAAAGGUUCUUUUUUACCGAGGAAUGCUAGACCACAUUGGCAGAAGCCUGAUGGAGCUCCAGCUGGAAGAAAAUCCUUGGAACUGUACAUGUGAGAUAGUGCAACUGAAGAGUUGGCUGGAACGCAUUCCUUACACCGCCCUGGUGGGAGACAUCACCUGUGAGACCCCUUUCCACUUCCAUGGAAAGGACCUGCGAGAAAUCAGGAAGACAGAACUCUGUCCCCUGUUGUCUGACUCUGAGGUGGAGGCUAGUUUGGGGAUUCCCCACUUGUCAUCAAGCAAGGAGAAUGCAUGGCCAACUAAGCCUUCCUCAAUGUUGUCUUCUGUCCAUUUUACUGCUUCUUCUGUUGAAUAUAAGUCCUCAAAUAAACAGCCCAAGCCCACCAAACAGCCCCGAACACCAAGGCCACCCUCCACAUCCCAAGCUUUAUAUCCUGGUCCAAACCAACCUCCCAUUGCUCCUUACCAGACCAGACCACCCAUUCCCAUUAUAUGUCCCACUGGGUGUACCUGUAAUUUGCACAUCAACGACCUUGGUUUGACUGUCAACUGCAAAGAGCGAGGAUUUAAUAACAUUUCUGAACUUCUUCCAAGGCCACUGAAUGCCAAGAAACUUUACCUGAGUAGCAAUCUGAUUCAGAAAAUAUACCGUUCUGAUUUUUGGAAUUUCUCCUCCCUGGAUCUCUUGCAUCUGGGAAACAAUCGUAUUUCUUAUGUCCAGGAUGGAGCUUUCAUCAACCUGCCCAACCUAAAGAGCCUCUUUCUUAAUGGCAACGAUAUCGAGAAGCUGACACCAGGCAUGUUCCGAGGCCUACAGAGUUUGCACUACUUGUACUUUGAGUUCAAUGUCAUCCGAGAAAUCCAGCCUGCAGCCUUCAGCCUCAUGCCCAACUUGAAGCUGCUAUUCCUCAACAAUAAUUUGCUGAGGACCCUACCAACAGACGCCUUUGCAGGCACAUCCCUGGCCCGGCUCAACCUGAGAAAGAACUACUUCCUCUACCUUCCUGUGGCUGGUGUCCUAGAACACUUAAAUGCCAUUGUCCAGAUAGACCUCAAUGAGAAUCCUUGGGACUGUACCUGUGACCUGGUCCCCUUCAAACAGUGGAUUGAAACCAUCAGCUCAGUCAGUGUGGUGGGUGAUGUGCUUUGCAGGAGCCCUGAGAACCUCACCCACCGUGAUGUGCGCACAAUUGAGCUGGAAGUUCUCUGCCCAGAGAUGCUGCACAUCCCACCAGCUGGAGCAUCCCCAGCCCAGCCUGGAGAUUCUCACCUUGCUGGGGGGCCAACAAGUGCAUCACCUUAUGAGUUCUCACCCCCUGGAGGCCCCGUGCCACUUUCUGUGUUGAUUCUCAGCCUGCUGGUUCUUUUUUUUUCUGCAGUCUUUGUUUCUGCAGGCCUCUUUGCCUAUGUGCUCCGACGGCGCCGGAAGAAGCUGCCCUUUAGAAGCAAGAGGCAAGAAGGUGUGGACCUUACUGGCAUCCAGAUGCAGUGCCACCGGCUUUUUGAGGAUGGUGGCGGUGGUGGAGGUGGAAGUGGAGGUGGGGGCAGACCAACUCUUUCCUCCCCAGAGAAGGCUCCUCCUGUGGGCCACGUAUAUGAGUACAUCCCCCACCCAGUUACCCAGAUGUGCAACAACCCCAUCUAUAAGCCUCGUGAGGAGGAGGAGGUGGCUGUUUCAUCAGUCCAGGAGGCAGGGAGCGCAGAACGAGGGGGUCCUGGGACACAACAACCAGGAAUAGGUGAGGUUCUCCUAGGAAGUGAGCAGUUUGCUGAGACACCCAAGGAGAACCACAGCAACUACCGGACCUUGCUGGAAAAAGAAAAAGAGUGGGCCCUGGCAGUGUCCAGCUCCCAGCUCAACACCAUAGUGACGGUGAAUCACCAUCACCCUCACCCUCACCACCCAGCAGUUGGUGGGGUUUCAGGGGUAGUUGCGGGAACUGGGGGAGACUUGGCUGGGUUCCGCCACCAUGAGAAGAAUGGUGGGGUGGUGCUGUUUCCUCCUGGGGGAGGCUGUGGUGGUGGCAGUAUGCUACUAGACCGAGAGAGGCCACAGCCAGCCCCCUGCACAGUGGGAUUCGUGGAUUGUCUCUAUGGCACUGUGCCCAAAUUAAAGGAACUGCACGUCCACCCUCCUGGCAUGCAAUACCCAGACUUACAGCAGGAUGCCAGGCUCAAAGAAACACUUCUCUUCUCGGCUGGAAAGGGCUUCACAGACCACCAAACCCAAAAAAGUGAUUACCUCGAGUUAAGGGCCAAACUUCAAACCAAGCCGGAUUACCUCGAAGUCCUGGAGAAGACAACAUAUAGGUUCUAACCGUAAAAGAAAAAUAAAUUAGUGCUUUUUUUUUUU